Messenger RNA from Camellia sinensis, 2723 nucleotides. NCBI's taxonomy places the organism in Eukaryota, Viridiplantae, Streptophyta, Magnoliopsida, Ericales, Theaceae. The record is from RefSeq and is a predicted model, not a curated record.
UAGUCCAUGAAUUGAAGAUGAAACUGUCGAUGGAAAGCCUUAAAAUUCGUUUAUUUUUUUCCUCUUUAUUUUCCAUCUUAAUAGUCUCCAAUACAGUAGACACCAUAACCAAAACUUACUCCAUUACAGGCAGCAACACCAUAGUGUCUUCUGGUGGAAGCUUUGAGAUGGGUUUUUUCAGCCCAGGCAGUUCCCGGAAUCAAUACUUAGGAAUAUGGUACAAGAAUAUUCCUGUUAGGACCGUUGUAUGGGUUGCCAAUAGAAAAAUCCCACUUCUCGAUUCGUCAGGCGUCGUAACUAUAAUCAACCCUGGAAGUCUUGCCCUUGUCCAUGGUACUGGCAGCGUCAUUUGGUCUCCCAAUAUGACAGGAUCUACACGGGACCCUGUUGCACAACUGAUGGAGUCUGGAAAUCUUGUUGUGCGAGAUGCCAACGAUCAGUCUGGGCAUUUUCUGUGGCAAAGUUUCGAUUAUCCAUGUGAUACUCUUUUACCGGGCAUGAAGCUUGGAAAGAACUUUGAAACGGGCCUAGAGCGCCACCUCUCCUCCUGGAAGAGCAGCGAUGAUCCAGCUCCAGGUGAGUUUACAUACCGGUGUGAUCCUCAAGGAUACCCACAAAAUAUUCUGAGUAGGGGUUCUGUUGAACUGUUCCGAACUGGGCCAUGGAAUGGUAUUGGAUUCACCGGGAGACCAAACCUUAAACCUAAUACAAUCUACAAAUAUGAAGUGGUUUACACAAAGGAGGAGUUGUAUUAUCGUUAUGAACUCCUCAGCUCAGUCGUUUCAAGGUAUGCUCUAAGUCAUAAUGGUGUUGCCGAGCGCUGGACAUGGAUUGAUCGAACACAGGAAUGGGUCCGUUACUUGAGUGCACCAGCCGAUAACUGUGAUAACUAUAAACAGUGUGGUCCAAACGGUAACUGUAACGUUGGAAACUCACCGACCUGCGGUUGUUUGAGUAAAUUUGUGCCCCAGAACCAAACGGAAUGGGGAAAUGGAGAUUGGUCUAAUGGGUGUGUUCGGAGGACACCGUUGGAUUGCCAUAAUGGAGAUGGAUUUAUCAAGUAUUCGGGGUAUAAAGUGCCGGACACACGGAACUCCUGGUUUGAUAGGAACAUGACACUCGGGGAAUGCGAGAUGGUAUGCUUGAAAAACUGCUCUUGUAUGGCUUAUGCAAAUUUAGACAUAAGAAGAGGUGGAAGUGGCUGCUUGCUUUGGUUUGAUGAGUUGAUUGAUAUGAAAGAGUUAAAUGUAAAUGUGCAAGACAUUUACAUAAGGAUGGCUUCCUCUGACUUAGAGGAUUCAACAGUCCAUAGUAAGAAAAGAGAGAUAGUGGUAGUGACCUUGGCAUUGCUAAUUGGACUUUUUUUGCUGGGUAUAAGCCUGAUCAUGUAUCUCCGAAAAAGGAAAAGGAAGAAUUCACAGCUGAACAGAGAAGGAAUUUUGAUGCACAAGUAUGGUUACACUGACAAAACCCAAAAGGAAGAUCUAGAGUUACCAUUGUUUGACUUAACUGUAAUAGCGGAUUCCACAAAUAAUUUUUCAAUCAACAAUAAGCUUGGAGAGGGUGGAUUCGGACCUGUUUACAAGGGUACACUAGAAGGAGGGCAAGAAAUAGCUGUGAAACGACUCUCAAAGAAUUCUAGCCAAGGACUUGAUGAGUUCAAGAAUGAAGUUAUCUGUAUUGCCAAACUUCAACACCGAAAUCUCGUAAAGCUUCUAGGAUGCUGCAUUCAAGGAGAAGAAACGAUGUUAAUCUAUGAAUACAUGCCCAACAAAAGCCUGGACUAUUUUAUAUUUGAUCAAAGCCAAAGCACAUUACUGGAUUGGUUGCAACGCUUUCACAUUAUCAAUGGAAUUGCACGAGGGCUUCUUUAUCUUCAUCAAGAUUCUAGGCUGAGAAUUAUUCACAGAGAUCUCAAAGCUAGCAAUAUUUUACUAGAUAUUGACAUGAACCCAAAACUAUCAGAUUUUGGAAUAGCUAGAAGUUUUGGAGGAAAUGAGACAGAAGCAAAUACAAAUAGAGUGAUUGGAACAUAUGGGUACAUGUCUCCAGAGUAUGCAAUAGAUGGGUUAUUUUCAGUAAAAUCGGAUGUAUUCAGCUUUGGUGUUUUGGUGUUAGAGAUUGUGAGUGGGAAGAAAAACAGAGGUUUCUAUCAUCCAAGGCACCGCCUCAACCUACUUGGUCAUGCAUGGAGACUCUAUGAAGAAGGCAAGUCAUUAGAAUUGAUUGAUGAGGCUCUAUGGGACUCAUGCUACCAAAUUGAAAUGUUGCGAUCAAUCCAUGUGGGUCUUUUAUGUGUACAAGAAAGUCCAGAGGAUAGGCCAAGCAUGUCAUCUGUAGUUCUGAUGUUGGGCAGUGAUGCUGCAUUGCCUCAAGCCAAACAGCCUGGCUUCUUCACUGCAAGAAAUGUUCCUCAGACUAGUUCUUGGUCAAGCAAGGAAACAACAACUAGGGGCAAUGAAAUCACCAGUACUACGUUAAGUGGCCGAUAGAAAUUAUACCAUGUACAAGGUGAAAGCUUAAUCAUUGUUUUUGGUUACAAGUUUACAUGCACAAUUCACCCACAAAAAAAGUUCACAUGCACGAAAUUAAAUCAAAAAGUAUCAAGAACAUGUACUCUUUUUUUGUAUGCAAAUUUGGUUUUCAUGUUUGCAUAUCAUUACUCUUUGUUUUAUGUAACUAAUUCUAGUUUGCCUACUUGUACAUGUGAAAGGGAACUUUAU